GCUGCGCUAGCUGCUCUUAGCUAACCGCACUCUGCUGCUGCGUCGCGUGCUCAUGAGUCGUGUCCGGGCAAGAUGAGCGGCAAGACGAGCGCCGCCGUGGCCGGGGUGUGCGGAGCCCUUUUCCUCGCGUACUGUGUUUAUUUCGACCGAAAGCGGCGAAGUGACCCUCGAUUCAAGGAGAAGUUGCGUGAACGCAGACGGAAUCAGACGGUUUCUGGUGCGAGGUCUGGACUCGCCAAGCUGCCUGAUUUGAAGGACGCAGAGGCGGUUCAGAAAUUCUUCCUGGAGGAGAUCCAGCUCGGAGAGGAGCUCCUGUCACAAGGUGAAUUCGAGAAAGGCGUGGACCACCUGACCAAUGCUAUAGCAGUAUGUGGGCAGCCUCAGCAGCUGCUUCAGGUGCUGCAGCAGACGCUGCCGCCUCCGGUCUUCCAAAUGCUGCUCACCAAACUACCCAGCAUCAGCCAGCGAAUCAUCAGUGCUCAGUCUUUAACGGAAGAUGACGUCGAAUGAAAGUGUACAAAUUCUCUCACUGGUCCGUCGAGCGAUUUCAGACAGUGACAGCAGUUGUGAGCCUGAUUAUCACAUCACUGCAAGGUCGGAGAACUUCGUCAAGGUUACGUCUCUUGGAAAUGUAAAAAACACAUUCCAUCUUUCUUACCUUGCUCCCACUACAUCGCAUGAUUCAUAGCCUUCUGUUUAUUCUAUUUAUUUCCCUGAAGAAGGAUUGUGUGUUUUGGGGGGGUGGUUUCUGAUGUGUUGUGUACAAAGUAAGAAAAUAAAACACAAAGCUAUGUAGACGAUUGCUGCGCAGUUGAUAUACGUGAGAAAUGUGUGUAUGAGUGUUCAAACUAAAUGGAGCACCUGUUUGUGGAAAUUUUCUUGCAAUGUCGGUUAAAUGUUAUUUUUAUAUUCCGGUCUUUCAUAUCUGGACGUAUUAUUUUUUUUGUGUUUUUAAAAUCCUGCAAUAAAACAUGAAAACACA
Scophthalmus maximus (turbot) is the source of this 982-nucleotide messenger RNA. It is a transcript of the gene tomm20a, whose product is annotated as translocase of outer mitochondrial membrane 20. Gene Ontology annotation, biological process: protein import into mitochondrial matrix; protein targeting; tRNA import into mitochondrion. Lineage: Eukaryota; Metazoa; Chordata; Actinopteri; Pleuronectiformes; Scophthalmidae. The transcript is spliced from 5 exons. Gene Ontology annotation, molecular function: transmembrane protein transporter activity. Gene Ontology annotation, cellular component: mitochondrial outer membrane translocase complex; mitochondrial outer membrane. Bases 73 to 510 code for a protein of 145 amino acids. The record is from RefSeq and is a predicted model, not a curated record.